This is a messenger RNA of Etheostoma cragini (Arkansas darter), 4468 nucleotides long. RefSeq names its product synaptotagmin-like 5 (gene sytl5). The record is from RefSeq and is a predicted model, not a curated record. Gene Ontology annotation, cellular component: plasma membrane; exocytic vesicle. The transcript is spliced from 18 exons. NCBI's taxonomy places the organism in Eukaryota, Metazoa, Chordata, Actinopteri, Perciformes, Percidae. Bases 393 to 2648 code for a protein of 751 amino acids. Gene Ontology annotation, biological process: exocytosis; intracellular protein transport. Gene Ontology annotation, molecular function: neurexin family protein binding; phospholipid binding; small GTPase binding.
CACGCCACGCCCCCUCCUGUCGGGAACACCCAGGCUGUGGAUAUCUGCCUUCAGACGGUGCCGAGGCGCACCCACACACUCAAGUACGGUCCCUGAUCCCUGAACGAACUCUCCCAGCCAGCUGUGCUCAUCUGUCUGCUCCUCUCCGCUGUCCGCAGCCGCCAGGCUUCCUGAGAGUGGUCACCUCUUGUUAGCGUCCACAAGAAACAGAAGAUUGGAGAAAGAAACACUGGUGGGAUAAAGUUAGACUAUGCCCGCUCUAAAAGAACAACCCAAUCGUGGGCAGAACAUAACAGAAAGAUGAGCACUUUGCAGCAAAGUUAUUUCUGACUUUCUCAAUGCAAUACAUUUACUUGGCUGAUUUAAUUGGCCAAGUGUAGACUGAGGGACCAAUGGAGCAUGUUGGGGAGGAUUUGAAUCUCUCCUUUCUGCUGGAACAUGAACGAGACAUUAUCCUGAAAGUGCUGCAGAAAGAUGAGAAAUUGAGGAAACGAGAGGAGAAAAGGAUACGGAAGCUGAAGAAUGAGCUCCUGGAGAUCAAACGAAAAGGUUCCCGUCGAGCCCAGGAGCUGGGGGAACGACAGUGCGCUCGGUGCCUGAAGAGUUUGGGCCUCAUCUUUGACCGCGGAGAUCUCUGUGAGGAGUGUCGGCUACGCAUCUGCAGCAACUGCCGUGUAACAAAUCCCAAAGCACGUCAGUGGAGGUGUAACGUUUGUGCCAAGAUCUCGGAGCUGAAGGUGGUAACAGGAGAGUGGUUCCUAGAGGAGCGGUCCAAGCGCUUUGAGCAGGGAGUGCCAAGUGGUGACGUGAUCAAACAGACAAUCAUGAGUAGCCCAAUCAUUCCAGACAAAAACUCAACAGAAAACCAGUCAUCCACUUCUGAAUCAGAGAGACCCGACACCCCAAAAUCCAACAGAAGUGCAAUACUCAACAUUGUGGACGGUGCCAGGAGAAAAGGAAGGAUGAAGAUGGAUAAAAAAGGCAGCCGAACAACCUUAAAGCCGGAGAACGGAGUUGACAGCAUCAGUGUCAAAUCUGCUUCGGAUGGAGAGACUCAUAGCGUACGCAGUGUUUGCUCUGCUCAGAGUCCACAUUCAAACAGGGGCGGUGCGGUUGCCUUGGAGUCCUCGGGGACGCCUACGGUACCCAACAACCUGCGUUCCCAAACUCCGGACAGAUCCUCCAUUACGACCGAUAACCGGAGGGUCAGGCCUGACGGAGCAGAGAGCGUCGCUAGUGUACACUCCAGUGACUAUGCGCCUGAGAAAAAAGCUACAAGCCAUCACAGGACAAAUUCGGACGCCCCAACCAUUUCUGUGUCCAGGGCCUCAGUUUCAUCAGAUCACAGUCGCUCAGAGAUGGACCUGUCAGCUCCUGGUUCUGAACCCAGUGACGAUGCCCUCAGUCUCAGGAGCCGCUCAGUCCCCAGGCUUAACAAAGCAGAGUUUUCUGAUGAGGAUGCGGAGGAAGACAUCGAUGCCCUGAUGUCGGCUCACAGCAAAACUGCCAACCGACGCUUAAGCAACGCACUGUCAACGUCUUCCACCCCUGGCUCAGAGAGAAGGUGGGGGUACCUCAAUGUCCCCGACUCAGAUGCUGAGACUAGUAGUAUAAACAGCAUGAUGAGCAUGUAUAGUGAGACUGGUGACUAUGGCAACGCCCGGGUGAGCGGCGAGAUCCUGCUGAAAAUCAGCUACAGCUAUAAAACUGGGGCUCUCAACGUCCUGGUGAAAGAGUGUCACAACCUGGCAACAGGAGAUGAGAAGAGGCAACGCACAGACACUUAUGUAAAGACUUACUUGCUGCCAGAUAUGUCAAGACAGAGCAAGAGGAAGACAAGCAUCAAGGCCAACACCAUUAACCCUGUUUUCAAUGAGAACCUGAGGUACGUGAUCAGUCACUCGCAGCUGGAGACUCGAACCCUGCAAGUCUCCGUGUGGCACCACGACCGGUUUGGACACAACAGCUUCUUAGGAGAGGUGGAGCUGACCUUUGACUCCUGGGAGUUUGACUCCCAGAUAGAGGAGUGGUACACCCUGCAGCCCAAGGUGGAGAGCAAUAUAGACUCCACAAUGCAGUAUAAAGGAGAACUGACUGUUGUGUUGAAGUACAUACCUGCAGAGAAGAACCUCAUGCUGCCACUGGACCAAGUACAAGUGAAGAAAGGGUUCCUGAAAAGCAAAAAGAAGAGCAGCUUUACUCUGCCUAAAGGGGGCAUGGUUGAGCUCCUGGUCAAAGGAGCCAAAAAUCUCACUGCUGUCAAGUCAGGAGGGACUUCAGAUCCUUUUGUGAAAGGAUACCUCCUCCCUGACAGCAACAAGUCAACCAAGCACAAGACGGUAGUGGAGCGCCGCACUGUAAACCCGCAGUGGAACCACACCUUUACCUACUGCGGGCUGCAGCCAGGAGACCUCAACAAUGUCUGCCUGGAGCUCACCGUGUGGGACAAAGAAGCCCUGGCCAGCAAUGUCUUCCUGGGAGGGGUCAGGCUCGGAGCUGGCACGGGCACAAGCUAUGGGAAUGAGGUAGACUGGAUGGACUCAUACGGGGAGGAACAGCGGCUAUGGCAACGCAUGAUUGAAAACCCAGAAGUCCCUCAUGAGUGUACUCUGAUGCUGCGAUCCAGCAUGCGCAAGUGCAACACAUGAGCCCAAUCAAAGCACAGACAAGAGAGGAUAAAAAAGGGACGAAGAGGUAAUGUGAUGGCGGGAGAAGAUAGCUGGAGAAGUGGAAUGGUCAAGAAAAACAGAGGGUCCAGGACUCAAACUUUUAUAAAGGAACAGAUACUGUCCCGCUCCCUACUUCUUUCUUCCUGGGAUGCCCUGUUCAGCCAGUCAUGCCUUACACACUCAUUUACAUGUGCCCCCCUCUAGUCUUGACCAAGCACUGCUGUUUACUGCUGUAUAUGAAAAAAAAGUGUUGUAUGUAACUUGUCUAGCCGAAUAAGCACACUGUGUGACUCCUGAUUUAUCCGAACUCGUCUCUGUGAUUCAUGAACCAGAGUAACAUCUGCAUGUAGUUACAACUGACGGAGGCCAUUUGUCAGGUGUUAGACAAGGCACUGAUCAAUAAUGUAGAGACUCAGACAUUCCCUUUAUGAGCAAACGAGCUGCAUCCUGGUCUGAAGCCCAUGCAAAUGCUGAGAUUCAUCCCCCUAUAAACAUUUGUGUACAGAGGUGGAAAGUGACUAGUUCUUGUAUACUGUCCUAUUCAAGUAGAAGACAACAUUAUUACUGAAAAAAAACUACUUGGUUAAAAUUACAGUAGUAGCACUAUUGACAACUCAAUCACUGUUAAUCUCUGCUGCUCUCUAGAGUAGUGACCAUCUCAUAUUUCUAAUCUUUUGUUUUGAUCGCUUUAUAAGGGAAAAUAUUAUCAGCAAAAUUGAGUAUCGUCCAAAAGGCUACUCUGUUAUUAUACUUGAGGUGAAAAUAUUAACACUGAUUUUAAAACAUACUUUACGCUAACUUUAACUUUUUUAAUCGCUUAAUAAGUCAUUAAUAAAAUACCAGAAUACUUGUAAUAAAUGGCUGUCAAAUUUUCAAGUUUGUGUUGUCUGACCAACAGUCUAACACCCCUACCACAAAAAAAACAAACUUAAAUUACAAUGAAAUAAAACUGCAAAAAGACAACAAAUCUUUAAAUUCAACAAGCUGGAACCAUGAAAUGUUGAGCAUUUUUAGCCACGUUAGCUUCAUUGAUGGUAGCAUCUGUCUGACGUUUGCUCAGUCCACCACUUUGGUCCACACUAAAAUAUCAAUGUUAUGGAUUGUAAUACAAUUUUUUACAAACAGUCAUUGUCCCCAGAUGAUGAAUACUACUUACUUUGGUGAUCCCAUCUCAACAUCUACUAGAUGAAUUGGCACAAACUUUUGUACAGACAUAUAUGACUCCCAGUCGUUCAACAUGACUUUUCCUUUAGUGCCACCAUGAGGUUGAAAUUUGUGGUUUUGAGUGAAAUAUCUCAACAACUUUCUGAUGGAUUGUCAUGGAAUUCGGUAAAAACAUUCACUUUGGUGAUUCCUGAUGUCUUUUCAGCGCCGUCAAUAGGUUAGGUGUUUUUGUUUAGUUGGCUACUUUUGUUUUUGACCAAAAACCUGAAAAACUUAAAAUAUUCCCAUCAGCUUCAACUGUACUUUUUGUUUAGUGCUAAAUGCUAAAUACUAGCAUGCUAACAGGCUAACCUAAGAUGGUGAACAUGAUAAACAUUAUACAUGCAAAACAUCUGCAUUAGCAUUGUAUUUGUGAGCAUGUUAGCUACUGAUGUUAGCAAUUAGCUUAAAAAUCCACUGUGGUAAUGUGACGUCUCACAGACCUGCUAGCAUGAUCGUAGACUCGGAGACAUGAAUCAAUGUCAAUUGAAGGCAAAAUGAUUGCAAAAUGAUACAAAAAUGUACAUGGUCUUGAAGAACGUAUUUGCAGUAACAAGAGUUUGUAGUAAGUAACUUUCCACCUCUGAGUGUCAAAA